This is a messenger RNA of Haliaeetus leucocephalus (bald eagle), 1897 nucleotides long. RefSeq names its product ilvB (bacterial acetolactate synthase)-like (gene ILVBL). The record is from RefSeq and is a predicted model, not a curated record. Gene Ontology annotation, biological process: L-valine biosynthetic process. Gene Ontology annotation, cellular component: acetolactate synthase complex. Gene Ontology annotation, molecular function: acetolactate synthase activity; thiamine pyrophosphate binding; flavin adenine dinucleotide binding. Bases 20 to 1897 code for a protein of 625 amino acids. Lineage: Eukaryota; Metazoa; Chordata; Aves; Accipitriformes; Accipitridae. The transcript is spliced from 15 exons.
CUGGCACACCGGCAUCCCCAUGGAUCUCCUCGCCGGCAUCGGCUACGCCUGUGCCGGGCUCCUGGCGGUGCUGGCGACGGUGCUGUUGGGAAUGGCGUAUCGCUUGGGGCUCCUCUACCAGCUCUGGCAUAAGGUAGACCCCCGAAGCCCCCGGCAUGGUGGUGAGUUGGUGGCGGAGGUGCUGAAGGCACACGGCGUCCGUUUCCUCUUCGCCUUGGCUGGUGGCCACAUCUCACCCAUCUUGGUGGCCAGCGAGAAGGUGGGCAUCCGUGUGGUGGACACCCGGCAUGAGGCCACCGCCGUCUUCGCCGCCGAUGCUGUCUCCAGGCUCUCUGGUCGCAUCGGUGUCGCCGCUGUCACCGCUGGUCCCGGCGUCACCAACGCGGUGACAGCCAUCAAGAACGCCCAGAUGGCCGAGUCACCGUUGCUGCUCAUCGGGGGAGCAGCCGCCUCGCUGCAGAAGGGUCGGGGAGCGCUGCAGGACAUCGACCAGCUCUCGCUCUUCAAGACGCUCUGCAAAGUGUGCGUCUCGGUGCAUGCCGUCCGUGACAUCGUCCCCACCCUCCGCAAAGCCAUCGCCACCGCGCAGUCGGGGACCCCCGGACCUGUCUUCGUGGAGCUCCCCAUCGACGUGCUCUACCCCUUCCACGUGGUCGAGAAGGAGAUCAGUGGCACCAAGAAUGCCCGGGGGCUGCAGGGAAAAGUGGUGCAGUGGUACCUCCAAAACUACAUCCGUAACCUCUUCGCGGGUGCCUGGGAGCCCCGGGACGUGUCCCCGUUGCCCGUGCAGGUGCCGCUGGCCACCGAGGAUGAGGUGCAGCGAUGUGCCGAGCUGGUGAGCCGGGCCACGAAGCCGCUGGUGCUGGUGGGUAGCCAGGCCAUGCUGCCGCCCACGCCGGCCGAGGAGCUGCGCGCGGCGCUGGAGGCCCUGGGCAUCCCCUGCUACCUUGGGGGAGCGGCGCGGGGGCUUCUCCCCCCCGGCAGCCCCCUCCUCCUGCGCCAGAACCGCCGCGACGCCCUCCGCGAUGCCGACCUGGUGCUGCUGGCAGGCGCCGUCUGUGAUUUUCGCCUCUCCUACGGGCGCCUUUUCAGUCGCCGCGCCAUCAUCGUGGCCGUUAACCGGGACCGGGCGCAGCUCCUCCGUAAUUCCGAUGUCUUCUGGAAACCCCGGCUCGCCGUGCAAGGAGACGCAGCCUCCUUCGUGGUGCGGUUGGCGCGGAGCCUGCGGGGCUACGCCUGCCCCGGUGAGUGGCUGGAGGGGCUGCGUGAAGCUGAUCGGAAAAAGGAGCAGGCUAACCGGGAGAAGGCAGCGACCCCCACCCCGCAACACCUGAACCCCCUGGACCUGCUGCCCCGCCUGGAUGCGCUGCUGCCCCCCGAGAGCCUCCUCGUAGCCGAUGGGGGGGACUUUGUGGGUACCGCUGCCUACAUCGUCCGUCCCCGACGUCCCCUCGCCUGGCUGGACCCCGGAGCUUUCGGCACGUUGGGAGUCGGCGGAGGGUUUGCGCUCGGCGCCAAGCUCUGCUGUCCCGACGCGGAGGUUUGGGUCCUCUACGGUGACGGCUCGCUGGGCUACAGCUUGAUGGAGUUUGACACCUUUGUGCGGCACAAGACGCCUGUCAUCGCGCUGGUGGGCAAUGACGCGUGCUGGAGCCAGAUUUCCCGGGAGCAAGUGGCUUUGCUGGGAAGCAACGUGGCGUGUGGCCUCGAGUACCUGGACUACCAUGCGGUGGCCGAAGCUCUGGGUGGCAAAGGCUUCGUGGUGGGUCGCCAGGACCGUGAGCGGCUGGACACCGUCCUCCGUGCUGCGCAGGAUGCGUGUCGCCAAGGCCACCCCGUCCUCAUCAACGCCCUCAUCGGCAAGACCAACUUCCGUGACGGUUCCAUCUCCGUCUAG